CAAUGGAUAAAUACGUUUCCCUAUCUAAGAAAGAAAAUCUUAAAAAAAAAAAAAGAAUUGGUGGCGAUAUCUUGUGCUCCUCUGCAACUACAGGUUUAUGCUUAUGAAUGAUAGAUUGAGGUGUUAGCUGAAUAAGGGAAGUUCAGCUCUUCAACCGUCUCGGACAACCUAGCUUUUCAGCGGAGUAGAGUGGAAGUUUUUCAUACAUCAGAUCAGGAUGGGAGUAUGCUUGUCUAAGUAUCAUGACGACGAUGAUGAGUCGAACCAUCAGGCUGAAUUUGCUGGAGGUAAUGUGACACUUGUCACUACUAAGGAUGCUUGGGAUCAAAAGCUAUCAGAAGCAAAUAGGGAACACAAAAUAGUAAUUGCCAACUUCAGUGCAUCCUGGUGCGGGCCAUGUAGAAUGAUCGCACCAUACUUCAUCGAGCUUUCUCUGAAUCACACUACUCUUAUGUUUCUAUCAGUGGACGUUGAUGAAUUACCAGAAUUCAGCACACAAUGGGAUAUAAAAGCGACUCCAACGUUCAUAUUCCUUAGAGACGGAGACCAGGUUGAUAGGCUUGUGGGAGCCAACAAACCGGAGCUCCUAAAAAAGAUAAGCGGUAUUGUCAAUUCCCAGCCUCCUCCUCCUCCUGCUUGUUCUGACAUGUAAUGCAACCGUAUAUAACUUUCCCUAUGGUGUUUAUGUAUUUUCGUAACAAUCGUUAUGAAUAUGAAUGUUGACAUUGUAUUGUUAGGUUGGUAUUUCUAAAAGAAACUUAUAGAUCA
This is a messenger RNA of Helianthus annuus (common sunflower), 768 nucleotides long. Its product is annotated as thioredoxin H-type. Bases 218 to 652 code for a protein of 144 amino acids. The record is from RefSeq and is a predicted model, not a curated record. NCBI's taxonomy places the organism in Eukaryota, Viridiplantae, Streptophyta, Magnoliopsida, Asterales, Asteraceae. The transcript has 5 exons.